Aspergillus ruber CBS 135680 is the source of this 556-nucleotide messenger RNA. RefSeq lists its product as uncharacterized. NCBI's taxonomy places the organism in Eukaryota, Fungi, Ascomycota, Eurotiomycetes, Eurotiales, Aspergillaceae. The record is from RefSeq and is a predicted model, not a curated record. Bases 102 to 290 code for a protein of 62 amino acids. The transcript has a single exon.
GCCAAUAUUAUUUCUCUUGCUCUACAAUAAUAAUUUAUAUAUUCUCUCUUUGAUAGUGAUAAAUCAAUUAUAUCCUCAUUCUCCUGUUAUUAUUCUAUUCCAUGCUGCCCUCAACAACUCGUACGGAAUUCUAUGUGGUUCGGUGGGCCGUCCCUCGUCAUCCCUAUUCGCAGAGUCCGCCAAUCCUCAGUCACGGGACUAGCACAACUAGCCCCUACUCUACGGCUUUACUAUGGCCAACACUAAGGAGUAUUGAUAUUCGAAAAGCACCCGGCCUGCCACUUCAAUAGUGGCCUUGAUUUUCACCCUAGCCGGAAUAAUUAUAGGAUAGUCCUGUCUAUUCUCGAACGCUGCUAGACCGUAUCGGAUCCGAGCGAGGAUCUCUCGGGUGCGAUGCAAUCAGGGGACAUACAUAAUCCAUAGUUUGUAGUCCAUACAAUACAGAAUAUCUGUGACGCUCCUUGCAUUACAGGAUUCCAGAAACGAAAGCACCUUAAUUCUCCGUCUCUAUUAUAAUAGUACUCUGUAACGAUAUUAAUAGCAUGUCAUCUCUCAC